AAGGACGAGACGGCGGCGUCGGGGCUUUGGGGGCCGCGGAGCUCGAGACGCGAGACCUGAUGAAAACUGUAAUCCUGGCUAGCAGGCGCGUCUGCUGGACAGCGCAGCGCAUUCUGGGAGUCAUGGUCCCGGCGAGCGGGCGCGCAGGCGGCCUAGCCUAGGAGGCGCCUCCAAGAGCACUCCCGGAAGUGGCCGCAGCUGCGCGGGUGAGGGGGUUGCUCGGGGUGCGGUCCGCUGGAGUCGCGGCGGGAGAGGAAAGCGCCAGGCCCCGAAGCCCGCGGCGGCCUGAGCCAGACGGGCGGGCCCUACUCGCCGACGGGGGCUUGAAGCGCUAACCACCAGCGGCGCGGCUGGAGGACCGACUGACUGACGCACGGACCGAGUGUGGAACUCCCUGUCGGAUGUGGGAGCCGCUGACUGGGACGCAGCCUGCCUGUGGGCUCCGGCAGCGGCCACAUCGCGGGCGUGCGUUUCUGACUGUUGGAGUUAUUUGACAACCCGUAGCAGGGUUUAUGGAUAUGUCCCCCAGCACCUGUGGACUUAAGUCUGGCAGUCAACAGAUUGGUUGUUUACCACAUGUUUGCUGUGUGCCAGACCUGUACUGGACAUCUGUCAUGGAUCACCUUGGGUAACCUCACAGCAGCUCUCUGAGAUCCAAUUCCAACACUCCAACCAACCUGUGCCUCACUUUUUUGCUGCUGCUUCAUGGCCAUGCCCAAGAGCCCUCUGAGCCCAGUGCUCUGGGAACAAGAUGGCUUUCUACAUGUGAAGGUGGAGGAUGAGGAGGCCAGCCUCUCUGAGAUCCAGGAAUCUAGCCUUGGCCACACUGCCCACCCUGAGACUGCACGUCUUCGCUUCCGGCACUUCUGCUAUGAAGAGGCAUCCAACCCACAUGAGGCCCUGGCCCAGCUCCGUGAACUCUGCCACCAGUGGCUGCAGCCUGAAGCACACUCCAAGGAGCAAAUGCUGGAGCUGUUGGUGUUGGAGCAGUUCCUGGGCGCACUGCCCCCCAAGAUCCAGUCCUGGGUGGGUGCCCAGCUCCCCAAGAGUGGUGAGGAGGCUGCCAUGCUGGUGGAAGGUCUGACUCAGGCAUUCGACAAGAGAGGAUGGGACCUGGGAGCCAAGCUCUCAGAGGCAAGCUGCAAGCAGAGUGAUUUGGAAGAGUCAGAGUCAUUAAACAGGGCCACUGAAACCCUCAUGAGAGGUGUUACCCUGGGACUCACCUAUAGUGAUGCUUGUGAACCUGAGGGCAGCUCAGAGAGGCAGGCAGGACUCUCAGGGGAAAUCUGGACAAAGUCUGUCCCCCAAGAGAUGGAUUUCAGGAAAACUUCAGAGCCUCACAAGGAUGUUCCCACAGACCAACCUAGCUGUGAAUCUGGUGCCUUGGGGAAUAGUCCCAAUGUGUGGCCAAAUUUCACCUCACAAGAUAAGACACCAGAAGAGAAAUUUGAUCCACUGGAUGGCGAUAGGACAGAGCCUCCAUACAUAUACUCAGGGAGGAAGUCUUCCAAGUGUGGUGAAUGUGGGAAAACAUUCCAGAACUCCUCAGCCCUUGAGACACACCAGAAGAGCCAUUCUCGGAAGACACCCUAUACUUGUAGUGAGUGUGGGAAAGCCUUCAGCCGGAGCACUCACUUGACCCAGCAUCAAGUCAUCCACACAGGGGCAAAGCCCCAUGAGUGUAAAGAGUGUGGGAAGGCCUUUAGCCGAGUCACCCACCUAACUCAGCACCAGAGGAUCCACACUGGAGAAAAACCCUACAAGUGUGAGGAAUGUGGCAAAACUUUCAGCCGCAGUACUCAUCUCACUCAGCACCAGCGAGUGCACACAGGGGAGAGGCCCUAUGAGUGUGAUGAGUGUGGGAAGGCCUUCAGUCAGAGCACCCAUCUGACUCAGCAUCAGCGCAUCCACACUGGGGAGAAGCCCUACAAGUGUGAUGCUUGUGGGAGAGCCUUCAGUGACUGCUCAGCUCUGAUCCGCCACCUGAGAAUCCAUUCUGGAGAGAAACCAUAUCAGUGUAAGAUUUGUCCGAAGGCCUUUGCACAGAGCUCCUCCCUCAUUGAGCACCAGAGGAUCCACACAGGAGAGAAGCCGUACAAAUGCAGCGACUGUGGGAAAGCCUUUAGCCGCAGCUCGGCCCUCAUGGUUCACUUGAGGAUCCACAUCACAGUGCUGCAGUAACCAAAGAAAGCCCUUGGGACCCAGAAUAACAACUUCCCCUCAGAGGCUCAACAUCUAAGAGAAACCCUAAAUUCCAAAGAACAAAGAAUGGGAUGGGUGAUUGAUAGUACCCUAAAAUGAUAAGGUGCUUAAGGGCAGACUCUGGGGCUGUCUGGAAACAACUCUGCUUUUGGAGACCCAGAUGGAGGUGCCUGAUGAAUACAAAGCUAUUCAGGUCAGCUGAAGAAGUAAGCUUCCAGAAGGAUCCUGCUUCUCUUCAUACCCCAUUCAGGUCCAUCAGAGAAGGGACAGCUGAGCUGAGAACUUGUAUUGGUCUUCAGAGCCAGGGCAAUUAGGAUGAAGUUUCUUUUGGGACUCAGUGGUCCCAAGAUGCUCUGAGCAGACAAGCUCCAGCUUCAUGUUCCCAUGUAGCUGCUCUUCUUGCCUUUUCCUCUUUUGUUUAACCCAGGAGGGAUGCUGGCCCAUGCCCACCUCUGUGCCUUCACACAUACUCUUUUACUCCACCUAUUCAUGUCUAACUCCAAGGCCAACCUGUGAGGCAGCCUGUUCUGUGAUGCCUUCUCCAGGCCCUCAGUCUCUCUCCCAUUCUCCGUUAAUCGAGGGUACAGCAUGAUAUUUGCCCAGCAUCUGUUUCUCCUUGCCCUCUCCAAUAUCCCACCAGUCAUCAGCCCUGUUGGUUUUAUCAAAAAUUCACCUCUAAUCUGUUUUCUCUGCCAUUUUCACUUCUUUGAGCUCUCAUCUCCUCUCGUCUGGAUUACAGCUGGAGUCUCCUACCUUCAUUCUCUCCCCUGACUUCCUUCACUGUUUCAUUCUCCACACCAGCCUCCAGGGGGUUCUUUCUGUAAUCCAAACCUGAUUGUGUCACUCCGUCAUGGAAAGCUCUCCAUUGCAUCACCUUCGGUGGCAAAGCUUCCUGAACGAUUACAAGUAUGCAGAGACAUAAGUCUUUCUGAGCCCCAAACAACCUCUCCAGCUAUAGGUGCAUGUGAAUAUUGUCAUUUUGCUGUGUGUGCAGUUAUGUGAAAGUAGUUUCAAAAUACUGUCCUUUAGGAUAUAUGUCAAACUCUUUCACCUGCCAUUCACGAUCAGCCUCAUCUACUGUAGUAGCCCCCACCUUCUACACACCAGCCAUGUGGAAUACUUGUGGUUCUUAAAGAAGCCAUAUUUUUCCUACCCAUGUGCCUCUGUACCUGUACCUGGAAACCUCCUCUCUCCCCCCACAACUCAGAUGUUUCACAUCUCUCUCUCUAACAAAGCCUUCUCUGCCUCCUUGAGCAGACAUCAACUUGCCUUCUCUGCUUUCAGAGCACCUCCUUAACUUCUCUUUAACUGCCUACCAUGUUGUAUUUACUCCUUGAAGAGCUUGAAGUCUGUGUUUCUCAAAGACACUGUGAGCUUCCAAGAGCAGGGGCCAUGUCUUACUCUCAGUAUCCAUAGCAUAGGAUACAAUAGGCUCUGACCAAUGUCUGUUGAAUGAAUAUACUGGGACUGGUGCCUUCCUGGAGGCAGUCACCAUGGUCCACUCUGGAACCUAAUAUAUGUCUUUGCUGUCUCCUCAGCACCAUGCAGGACAAGAACAAUCUGAUUUUCCCAGAGCCCCAGCACCCAGACAAGCCUGGCAUACCAUGGCCUCAAUAAAAUGUUACGGUAUUUUAAGUCUACCCUUUCUCUCGCCCCAGAAUCCCCCUGGACUCAGUGGUUGCCAACAUGCUGUUAGUGCUCUCUCUCUGCUCUCUCUGGCCUUUUCUCACAGUUCUAUAUCCUCUUUCAGGGUCCAUGUCUGUAACUAGAUGUCACAGCCUCUGUUCUUAACUGUCAGGGUGUUAGUCUUCAUCUCUUUCUCUGAUGAUCCCCACCAUGUGUUAACCAUUUGAUCUGCCAUAUGGUUUUGUACUGUUCAUCGUCACCAUCUCUCCCUAUGUUUCACCGUGUGUCUUGGACUUGUUCCCUCCAUGUCACAAGUAAACAGUCACACAGACCAACCAAGGAGUGAGGUUCAGAACAGGAAGGCUGAGACCCAGGGAAACAGAAAUCUUGUGCCAGUAUCUGAGAGAGUCCCCGAUACACCUACACACAGGCAGACUGCCAGGUAUAAUGAGACAGGCUGAGAGACUCAGAGAAUGUUGACAGAUGUAGGGAAAAGCUCAGAGAUGGUAGAUAUACAUUCCUAGUGAAAUGAUCACACAGGCCUCCAACAAACCUGCAGGCAGUGGAAAAGAUGUGGGCCUAAAGUUAGGCUACAGAGCCCCACUCCUCCCCAAGGCUGCUUUUGGGACUUGGAUAAGUGACUUCCCUGAACUUCAGUGACCUGCUCUUCUGUAAAGCAUGAAUAAGAUGACCUGACUUGUGCAGCAGCCAAACCAAGGCCUGGCCACCAGCUUGUAGCAUCAAUCUCCACCUCUUUCUGUCCCUGUCUUCCUGCUCUUUGGCACUGAAGAACUGACUCUCCACCCCCUGGCACUCUGAGCAUCUCCAGCACUCUCUUUGUCACGAGAUGUGUCUUCCCAUGUUUAUCUAAAGAGGAAGUCAGGGGGGCAAAGAAUCUUUAUUAAGGAUCUACAUGCAUUGUCCAGUCUGCUAAAUAUUAUGUACAUCAUCUCACAACACUUAGGGCAGGAUGACCAUUCCCACUUUCUAGAGGAAGGGACUUGGGGUUGGAGAAUGUAAGUGGCCAAGUUUAUACUGCCAGAGACUGGAAGCAUUGAGAUUUGAAAACCUAUCCAAAUAUGUCAGCAAUUUCAAUAAGCAUCACUAUAUUCAACAAACCAAGGAAGACAAAUAUUAACAUUGGAUUUCAAAUCCGGAUAUAAUGUUCUUUAGAAUAAACACAUCUAAAGUGGAAAAGUUGAGGGUAAAGUAAUAGAAAAGGAUAUACAAGGCAGACAUGAAUCUGAAGAAAGACAACAGAGCUGUAUUAAUUUUGACAAAGUAGAUAUAGACACAGAAAAGCAUUAGUAGGGUCAUAGAUCACUAUGUUUUUUAUAAAAAGAACAAUUCAUUAAAAGAUGUGAUAGUUUGAAACCAGACAGAAAUGGAUUGAAAUGUGUUGAAAUCAUGGAAAUGGAUAAGACCAUAUGUGUAGUUGGAAAUGCUACCACAUUCUUUGUGAUAACAGAAUAUUUGAAGAAAUAAUUACUAAAACUUUCCAAAUUUGGCAAAAGUUGUCCAUUUACAGGUUUAGAAAGCUCAGUGAACCCCAAACAGCAUAAUCUCAAAGAAACCUAUACCUGCACAUAUCAUAAUCGAACUGAUGAAAACAAAACAUUUAAAAAUUUUGAACAGUCUGUGAAAAACUAAGCAUCAUAUAAAGGUCAAUGCAAAAGAUUAUGGGUUUCUUGUCAGAAAUAUUGGAAGCCAGAAGGCAGAGAAACAACAUGUUUAAAGUGCUGGGGGGAAAAAAACCCUGUCAAUCCAAAAUUGACAUCAGGAAGGAGAGUGAAAUACAGGAUUCCUGGGUGGCUCCGCGGUUUACCACCUGUCGUCAGCCCAGGGCAUAAUCCUGGAGUCCUGGGAUCGAGUCCCACAUCAGGCUCCUUGCAUGGGGCCUGCUUCUGCCUUUGCCUGUGUUUCUGCCUCUCUCUCUCUCUCUCUCUCUCUCUCUCAUGAAUAAAUAAAUAACAUCUUUAAAAAAAAAAAAAAAGGAAGGAGAGCAAAAUUAAAACAUUUUCAAAUGAUGUAAAACUAACAGUCUUUUGCCAGCUGGCUAAAAGCAUUGUUUUGGUGGAAGGAAACUGAUAACAGAAGGAAAAUUGGAACCUUGGUAAUGAAGAAAGAGUAAUACAUUGCAAAUAUUUGAUCUUUAAGAUACAUGAGUGUUUUUAUAAAAAGAUAUACAUGGCUGUUGAAAACAAAAUUUAUAACAGUGGAGUUUUCAGUGUAUGUUGAUAUGUAUAUGACUACAACAUAAAGAGGGGAGAGUAUCAAAAUUCAUUCAGUGAUAUAUUUGAGAUCUGUAUAUUUUAAUGCAUAUACAUUAUGUUUCAAAGAUAUAAAGUUGUCAUAUCACUAGGUUGUACAACUGAAACUAAUGCAAUAUUGUAUGUCAGCUAUACUAAAAAAAAUUGAAAAAUAAAAGGAUGAAGAAAGAUAUAAUCAAGAAA
Molecule: messenger RNA, 6281 nt
Organism: Canis lupus familiaris (dog)
Lineage: Eukaryota; Metazoa; Chordata; Mammalia; Carnivora; Canidae
Gene: ZSCAN22
Product: zinc finger and SCAN domain containing 22
Exons: 4
Coding region: 706-2181 (491 amino acids)
Biological process (GO): regulation of transcription by RNA polymerase II
Molecular function (GO): RNA polymerase II cis-regulatory region sequence-specific DNA binding; DNA-binding transcription factor activity, RNA polymerase II-specific
Source: RefSeq, a predicted model, not a curated record